AGUUGCUAGAAUAAACCAAUGGGAUGCUAGUAGCCUUGUGCGACCAAAAGCUGGGACUGCCGGGCUCAAGUCUCCGCGUCUCCACCCGGCCACUCUUUUUGGAUCUGCAAUGGCGGAACAGCAGCAAUUCUACCUCUUGCUGGCUAACCUGAUGAGCCCUGACAACAACGUUAGGAAACAAUCAGAGGAGACCUACGAUGCAAUCCCUGGACAGACAAAAAUCACGUUCCUGCUUCAGGCUGUCAGAGAUCCAUCUGCUGCAGAGGAGGUCAGACAGAUGGCAGCAGUGCUUCUCCGACGGCUCUUGUCAUCGUCCUUUGAAGAGAUCUACCCAGGCCUCACACUUGACAUGCAGACAGCCAUCAAAACCGAACUUCUGACCAGCAUCCAACAGGAGACUUCAGCAAAUAUCUGCAAGAAGGUCUGCGACAUUGCAGCAGAGCUCUCUCGUAACCUUAUUGAUGAUGAUGGGAACAACCAGUGGCCAGAGGUGCUCAAGUUCCUUUUUGACUCUGUCAAUUCAGACAAUGUGGGCCUGCGAGAAGCUGCACUGCACAUAUUCUGGAACUUCCCAGGAAUCUUUGGCAACCAGCAGCAGCAUUACAUGGAUGUAAUCAAACGAAUGCUUGUUCAAUGCCUGCAGGAUCAAGCAAACCCUCAGAUCCGCACGCUGGCUGCUCGGGCUGCAGCAUCUUUUGUCCUGUCUAAUGAAGGCAACUCUGCCUUGCUUAAGCAUUUCUCUGACUUACUGACAGGCAUCCUACAGGCAGUGAAUGAGUCCUGCUACCAGGGAGAUGACUCAGUCCUCAAGUCUUUGGUUGAAAUUGCAGACACGGCACCUAAAUAUCUGAGACCAAACUUGGAGGCCACUCUGCAACUCUGCUUGAAGCUCUGCGCAGAUAGCAACUUACCAAACAUGCAGAGACAGUUGGCACUGGAAGUUAUUGUCACCUUAUCAGAGACAGCAGCAGCUAUGUUGAGGAAACACACUGCUAUUGUGGCUCAAAGUGUGCCCCAGAUGCUGGCUAUGAUGGUCGACCUAGAAGAGGAUGAGGACUGGGCCUUGGCUGAUGAAUUGGAAGAUGAUGAUUUUGACAGUAAUGCCGUCGCAGGAGAAAGUGCUCUCGACAGAAUCGCCUGUGGACUGGGAGGAAAGAUAAUUUUGCCUCUAAUCAAGCAGCACAUCAGGCAAAUGCUGCAGAACUCUGACUGGAAGUACCGUCAUGCUGGGCUGAUGGCGCUAUCAGCCAUUGGCGAAGGCUGCCACCAGCAGAUGGAGGCCAUCCUAAAUGAGACUGUCAUCUCUGUACUGCACUUUUGCGCAGACCCACAUCCAAGGGUGCGGUACGCUGCCUGCAAUGCUAUUGGACAAAUGGCCACAGAUUUUGCACCAACAUUCCAAAAGAAGUUUCAUGAUAAGGUGAUCUCUGCACUGCUUCAGACCAUGGAUGACCAGAGUAACCCCCGAGUGCAGGCACAUGCCGCUGCUGCUCUCAUCAAUUUCACAGAAGACUGUCCCAAAUCUCUGCUCAUACCUUAUCUGGAAAGCUUGGUGCAGCACCUUCAUGUGAUCAUGGUAGCAAAGUUGCAAGAGUUAUUCCAGAAGGGCACCAAACUGGUCCUGGAGCAGGUUGUGACCUCCAUUGCGUCUGUGGCGGACACCGCGGAGGAGAAGUUUGUGCCAUACUACGACUUGUUCAUGCCCUCACUUAAACACAUUGUGGAAAUCGCUGUGCAGAAGGAGCUACGCCUACUUCGGGGCAAGACGAUCGAAUGCAUCAGCCUCAUUGGUCUAGCUGUUGGGAAGGAGAAGUUCAUGCCAGAUGCCUAUGCUGUCAUGCAGCUGCUUCUCAAAACUCAGACUGACUUCAAUGACUUGGAUGACGAUGAUCCACAGAUCUCAUACAUGAUCUCAGCCUGGGCUAGGAUGUGCAAGAUCCUGGGGAAAGAGUUUCAGCAGUACCUACCAGUGGUAAUGGGUCCCUUAUUGAAGACUGCCUCCAUUAAACCUGAGGUGGCGCUCCUUGACACUCAAGAUAUGGAGAACAUAUCAGAGGAUGACGGCUGGGAGUUUGUCAACCUUGGAGACCAGCAGAGUUUCGGCAUCAAGACCGCCGGCCUGGAGGAGAAGUCCACUGCUUGCCAGAUGCUGGUGUGUUAUGCCAAAGAGCUGAAGGAAGGUUUUGUAGAGUACACUGAGCAAGUGGUGAAGCUGAUGGUUCCUUUACUCAAGUUCUACUUCCACGAUGGUGUGCGAGUGGCGGCCGCGGAAUCCAUGCCCCUACUGUUAGAGUGCGCUCGGGUGCGGGGACCAGAGUACCUCACCCAAAUGUGGCUCUUUAUGUGCGACGCCCUCAUCAAGGCUAUUGGCACAGAACCAGACUCUGAUGUCCUGUCGGAAAUUAUGCAUUCUUUUGCCAAGUGCAUUGAGCUAAUGGGAGAUGGCUGUCUGAACAACGAGCAUUUUGAGGAGUUGGGUGGCAUUUUGAAAACCAAACUGGAGGAACAUUUUAAAAACCAAGAGCUGAGGCAGGCUAAGAGACAAGAUGAAGAUUAUGAUGAGCAGGUGGAGGAAACCUUGCAAGAUGAGGACGAGAAUGACGUGUACAUACUGACCAAGGUGUCGGACGUCCUGCAUUCUGUUUUCAGUUGUUACAAAGAGAAGGUGCUCCCUUGGUUUGAACAGCUCCUCCAGCUCAUUGUCCAGCUCAUAUGUCCAAACAGGCCGUGGGCUGACAGGCAAUGGGGACUGUGUAUUUUUGACGAUGUGGUGGAGCACUGCAGCCCAUCGUCUUUCAACUACGCAGAGUACUUCCUGCAGCCGAUGUUGCAGUCUCUAUGUGAUUCCAGCCCUGAAGUUCGGCAGGCAGCUGCCUAUGGUGUUGGUGUCAUGGCGCAAUAUGGAGGAGAGAACUACCGCCCGUUUUGCACAGAGGCCAUUCCCUUGUUGGUCCGAGUCAUUCAGGCAGCAGAUUCACACUCAAAAGAGAAUGUCAACGCCACAGAAAAUUGCAUCUCUGCCGUUGGAAAGGUCAUGAGGUUCAGGCCAGAGUGUGCAAAUGUCAAUGAAAUUCUCCCCCACUGGAUCAGCUGGCUACCCCUCAAUGAAGAUAAAGAGGAGGCUGUCCACACAUUUGACUUCCUAUGUGACCUAAUUGAAAGUAACAACCCUAUUCUCCUUGGACCAGACAACUCCAACCUACCCAAACUCUUCCUCAUAAUUGCUGACGGAGUAGCAAACGAAUCUGUGAAGAAUGAAGACGCUUGCAGUAAACGUCUGGCAAACGUGGUCCGUCAAGUUCAGGUGUCGGGAGGGUUGUGGUCUCAGUGUAUAGCGACACUAACUGAGACUCAACAGAAAGCUAUACAAGAUUUACUGAAUGCUGCCUGAGCCCCUGAAGAAAAGUUUACUUUUUCUCUCUCUCUCUCUCUCUCUCUCUCUCUCUCUCUCUCUCUCUCUCUCUCUCUCCUUCCUAUUAAUCUGCAUCUCUCACACACACACACUCACUCCUAUUAAUCUGCAUCUCUCUCUCUCACACACACACACUGCACUCAAUUGACUGGAGUAAAAGUGUAGAGCACCCUUGAUGUCAAGGACUUGACCCUCUCAUCUCUCUCUUAGCUAGAUGUUUUCCAAACAAUACUCUCAAGUGCCGCUGCCCAGAGAGACAGGGUGCGCUGCGUAGUUGAGUUGAAAUGUGGGCACUGAGUGUUAAAUGGGGGGUGGGGGGGGGGGCUAAUUGUUGUUCUUCCUGGGUAUGUGGAGAGAGAUGACCUGUCAGAAAGGUAUUUUCCAAACUAAAAGCAAACAUGUUUUAAGUGGCUGACUUCACUGUAUAUGGUUAAUUUCUUUCUUUGGAGACUGUCAAUUAAGCAGCUCUUCUCCCCCUUCCUCAAAAAAUCUAUAGCCUUUCGGAUGCUGUUCAGAUACUGUAAUUUCUCAAAGCACGUGAUCCCCAGAUGUACACAUGCAGGGACACAAAAGGCCUUGCAUAAUUUUGUCAGAAUUGUAAACCCACCAACUACCUUUAUCCAAAUUAUGUAAUGUGUGUUACCAAUGUAUAUACAAUGUUUCAUUUGGGUUGCUACUUGCAUUGCUACAUAAGACAGCUUGCAUCUCUAGAUGGGGGGGGGGCAUCCAGUGGGCUUUUCACCUGCUAUUAACGAGCGACUUGAUUCAUCAAACUCAAGAGGGGCGCUCAACGUCGUCGCCCUUUCCAUAGUCAGCCCUUUGUACUUGCCAAUCCCAAGAUCAACCUAGUACUUACCGUACUUAAAAUUCCAUGUCAGCACAUGUACACAGAACAGAAAUAAAUACAAAGCCUAAUAAAAUGUUUCAAUUUGAGAAUGUAUAGCAGGAACUUUGUGGUGUUGGUGUCAUAGGUAGGUUUUUCCUUAUGUUUUGGGGGUGUGUAUUAUAUAACAUGAGAAGCUAGACAUUUCUUUUUCUUUAAAUCCCCCAAAAAGGCAAAGCACCAUUUUUGGUAGCAUUGAGAUGGGGAAGAAAUAUAAAUCUCAUUCUAUAGUUGGUCCCUGCCGAUCAAGUUUAAGUCUAACUUGUGGAGUAACUGUGUGCAACCUUUUACAGCUCUGCAGAAUGUGAUAGAAUUUCACACACUGCUUACAAUAAAAUUCCAUUUGAGAAUU
Syngnathoides biaculeatus (alligator pipefish) is the source of this 4647-nucleotide messenger RNA. RefSeq names its product karyopherin (importin) beta 3 (gene ipo5). The transcript has 26 exons. Gene Ontology annotation, molecular function: nuclear import signal receptor activity; protein binding. Gene Ontology annotation, cellular component: nucleus; cytoplasm. Lineage: Eukaryota; Metazoa; Chordata; Actinopteri; Syngnathiformes; Syngnathidae. The record is from RefSeq and is a predicted model, not a curated record. The coding region runs from base 110 to 3391 and encodes 1093 amino acids. Gene Ontology annotation, biological process: protein import into nucleus.